GAGAAUAUUAUGACAUUUGUGAAGAACGAGCUGAAGAUGUUCAAGAGGAUUCUUAGUCCAGAACUCCCAGAAGGCUUUGAGAGUCAGAAGCAGGAUAAGGAAGUGGUGGAUGCUGAAGAUGAGAAGCAGGAGAGCAUUGCCAGAGAGGGGGCUCUGAAGAUCACACUGCACGUCCUGAGGAAAAUGAACCAGAAGGAGCUUGCUGACACACUGGAGAAAAAUGAGCUUGCUGUGAUUUGCCAACGUGAACUCAAAUCUAAUCUAAAGAAGAAGUUUCAAUGUGUAUUUGAGGGGAUCGCUAAACAAGGAAACCCAACACUUCUCAAUAACAUCUACACAGAGCUCUACAUCACAGAGGGUGGAACAGGAGAGGUCAAUACUGAACAUGAGCUGAGACAGAUUGAGACAACAACCAGGAAACAAGCAAGACCAGAGACUGCAGUCAAAUGUAACGACAUCUUCAAACCCUUAACUGGACAAGACAAACUUAUCAGAACUGUGCUGACAAAGGGAGUCGCUGGCAUUGGAAAAACAGUCUCUGUGCAGAAGUUCAUUCUGGACUGGGCUGAAGGAAAAGCAAAUCAGGAUGUCCAAUUUGUAUUUUCAUUCCCUUUUCGGGAGCUGAAUUUGAUGAAAAAGGAAAAACACACUUUGAUUGCACUUCUCAAUCACUUCUCAAUGGAAACCAAAGAGUCAAGAAUCUCCAACUACGACAAGUACAAAGUUCUGUUCAUCUUUGAUGGUCUGGAUGAGUGCCGACUGCCCCUAGACUUCCAGAAGAACAAGAUCUGUUGUGACGUCACAGAGUCAACCUCAGUGGAUGUUCUGCUGACAAAUCUCAUCAAUGGAAAUCUGCUUCCCUCUGCUCUCCUCUGGAUAACUACCCGACCUGCAGCAGCCAAUAAGAUCCGUUCAGGGUGUGUUGACCAGGUGACAGAGGUACGAGGGUUCAAUGACCCACAGAAGGAGGAGUACUUCAGGAAGAGAUUCAGUGAUGAGGACCUGGCCAGCAGAAUCAUCUCACACAUAAAGACAUCAAGGAGCCUCCACAUCAUGUGCCACAUUCCAGUCUUCUGUUGGAUUUCUGCAACAGUCCUUGAAAACAUGUUGAGUACAGACCAGAGAGAAGAGAUGCCCAAGACUCUGACUGAGAUGUACUCACACCUUGUGGUGUUUCAUACUGAACAGAAGAAUGAAAAGUAUCUUGGGAAAGAAGAGACAGGUCCACACUGGAAUAAAGAGAGCAUUCUGUCACUGGGAAAACUGGCUUUUCAACAGCUUAUGAAUGGCAAUCUGAUUUUCUAUGAAGAAGACCUGAAAGAGGCUGGCAUUGAUGUCAAUGAAGCCUCAGUGUACUCAGGAUUGUGCACACAGCUCUUUAAAGAGGAAUGUGUGCUGUACCAGGACAAGGUGUACUGCUUCGUGCAUCUGAGUAUUCAGGAGUUUCUGGCUGCUGUAUAUGUGUUCCUCUCAUUCAUCAACAACAAUGAGAAUCUAAUGGCCGAUCCGCAAGUUACUGAAGUUACUGUUUACAAGAGUGCUGUGGAUAAAGCCUUACAAAGUGAGACAGGAAACCUGGACCUGUUCCUCCGCUUCCUUCUGGGCCUCUCACUGGAGUCCAAUCAGAAGUACUUACGAGGUCUACUGACAAAGACAAGAAGCAGCUCACAGAGCCAUAAAGAAACAGUCAUGUACAUCAAGGAGAAGAUCAGGGAGAAUCCCUCUCCAGAGAGGUGCAUCAAUCUGUUCCACUGUCUGAAUGAACUGAAUGACCAUUCUCUAGUGGAGGAGAUCCAAAGCUACCUGAGCUCAGGAAGUCUCUCAGAAGAAGAACUGUCACCUGCACAGUGGUCAGCUCUGGUCUUUGUGUUGCUGACUUCAGAAAAGGAGCUGGAUGUGUUUGACCUGAAGAAAUACUCAAGAUCAGAGGAAGGUCUUCUAAGGCUGCUGCCAGUGGUCAAAGCCUCCAGAGCUGCUCUGCUGUCAGGCUGUGGAGUCACCGAGGAAGGCUGUGCUUCUCUGGUCUCAGCUCUGAAGUCAAACCCCUCACACCUGAGAGAGCUGGAUCUGAGUAACAAUGACCUGAAGGAUUCAGGAGUGAAGCUGCUCUCUGCUGGACUGGGGAAUCCCCACUGUAAACUCACACUGGACCCAAACACAGUAAACAGAUUCCUCUCUCUGUCUGAGGAGAACAGAAAGGUGACAUGUAGGACAGAGGAGCAGCCGUAUCCUGAUCACCCAGAGAGAUUUGAGGUCUAUAGACAGGUGCUGUGUAGAGAGGGUCUGACUGGGCGCUGUUACUGGGAGGUAGAGUGGAGUGGGAGUGGGGCUGGUAUAGGAGUGACAUAUAAAGGAAUCAGCAGGAGAGGAGGGGGUGAUGACUGUGUGAUUGGAUACAAUGACAAGUCCUGGAGUCUGUUCUGCUCUGACAACAGUUACUCUGCCAGGCACAAUAAUAAGUCCACUACCAUAGACGUCCCCUCCUCCAGCCCCCACAGAGUAGGAGUGUAUCUGGACUGGCCAGCCGGCACUCUGUCAUUCUACAGAGUCUCCUCUGACACACUGACCCACCUGAACACAUUCCACUCCACAUUCACUGAGCCCCUCUAUCCA
Molecule: messenger RNA, 2613 nt
Organism: Coregonus clupeaformis (lake whitefish)
Lineage: Eukaryota; Metazoa; Chordata; Actinopteri; Salmoniformes; Salmonidae
Product: NLR family CARD domain-containing protein 3-like
Exons: 4
Molecular function (GO): protein binding
Source: RefSeq, a predicted model, not a curated record